Molecule: messenger RNA, 3735 nt
Organism: Fukomys damarensis (Damara mole-rat)
Lineage: Eukaryota; Metazoa; Chordata; Mammalia; Rodentia; Bathyergidae
Gene: Twsg1
Product: twisted gastrulation BMP signaling modulator 1
Exons: 5
Coding region: 580-1251 (223 amino acids)
Biological process (GO): regulation of BMP signaling pathway
Source: RefSeq, a predicted model, not a curated record
GGGCCUGGGCCGGGCCUUCCGCCCGCGCCGCGCCUCUCCCUUUCUCCUGAGUCUCUGCAGAAGCUGGGUCACCGCGGGGGCUGGCGGUUUGGGCCGGCCUGUCCCUUCCUUUUCAACUCGGAUGUCUUCUUAACGACUUGGAAGCGUAUAGCCGAAUUAGAAGGGAAACUUCACAUGUAAUAAAUUACCCGGAGUUAUUAGUGGAGCUAAUAAUCGACGGUCCGCCUUUGUUAUUGUCUCGUUACUUAACGAGGGACUGCGGACUCUGCUCCUCUCCUUGAGUCACCGUAUUCUGUCGACAGACAAAGCAGAUUAUUUAUGAGACAGCCGUCAUUAACCAUGAAGAAGCUCUGCAGUUCCAAUAAUUAAAUAAUUGGGCUUGGGGUAUUUUCAGUGGUGCGUCCUACUGGGCCCUGUGUUCAGUCCCUAGUGUAAGACACACCUGCAGAAAGCGUUUUUAAGUUAUAGUAUAGCAUUGAUGGUUUUCUUCGGGUUCAGAGUUGAAUAAUAAUGGACGGAGAAUUAAAAUUUUGACACAAACACUUGCUGGGAGUUACCGAUCAUCUUCGUGGGAAAAUCAUGAAGUCCCCCUGUGUCGCUGCUCUGAUGCUGGCCGGGCUGAUGUUCCUGAUGUGGCUCCCGGGGUCUCUGAGCUGCAACAAAGCGCUCUGCGCCAGCGAUGUGAGCAAAUGCCUCAUCCAGGAGCUGUGCCAGUGCCGGCCCGGCGAGGGGAACUGCUCAUGCUGCAAGGAGUGCAUGCUGUGCCUGGGCGCCCUGUGGGACGAGUGCUGCGACUGCGUCGGGAUGUGCAACCCACGAAACUACAGCGACACCCCGCCCACCUCCAAGAGCACAGUGGAGGAGCUGCACGAGCCCAUCCCCUCCCUCUUCCGGGCGCUCACCGAAGGGGACACCCAGCUCAACUGGAACAUCGUGUCCUUCCCCGUCGCGGAGGAGCUUUCUCAUCACGAGAACCUGGUUUCUUUCCUGGAAACUGUAAACCAGCCCCACCACCAGAACGUGUCUGUCCCCAGCAAUAGUGUUCACGCACCUUACUCCAGCGACAAAGAGCACAUGUGCACGGUGGUUUACUUCGACGACUGCAUGUCCGUCCACCAGUGUAAGAUCUCCUGUGAGUCCAUGGGCGCCUCCAAGUACCGCUGGUUCCACAACGCCUGCUGCGAGUGCGUCGGGCCCGAGUGCAUCGACUACGGCAGCAAGACGGUCAAGUGCAUGAGCUGCAUGUUCUGAGGGAGAGGGGUUCGGCCACAGCCAUUCAGUCGUGAAGGAGAGUGAGGAGAGUCACUCAGGACUUUGGAGUGAGUUACUUCUAAAGUACGACCUGCCCGGGAGUGUGCUAACUUGUGUGACUGUGCAGCACUUCCUGUCUUUCCCGCCCGCUGGCAGCACCUCCCUUCCCUGGAACAGGUGCAGUUUGGCCAGACGGGAAGCAGGUGUGCAGCGUCCCUUGAAACGCCUGAGGCUCUAACAGAAAAUCUGGUGCUGUUUUCCUCCCAUCCACUCCCUUCUGGCUGCCGGAGUGUGAGCAGGAGCCUGGGACGGGAGUUGUGAGCGGUCCACGCGUGGCCUGGCUAGACCGAGAACUCUGCGAUGGCGCCGACUCAGACCUGCCUUUCACAGAGCCCACGCGGAAACUCCACGGCCCAGACCCUCCUCGUUGGUUUCAGAAGGCAGGUGCUUUCUGGCUUUCACAGUUAAGAACCCCCACCUAGCGGAGUCCUUCCUGUAGUGCACUGGCUGACUCUGCUGUAGGGACCUUGUCCCUUCCUCUCCCGCCCAUCCAGGGUGCUGGUGUCACCUGAAGGAAGUCAUCCCUGCCGGGGACUGGCUAGUGGCUGCGGCCCUGGGCUGGGGGGCGCCUGCCACGUCAGCGCCACACGGCAUGAGAGCGACCGGCUGGGCAGCAGGUGUGUGACAGGAGGGGAAGCGAAGAGGUUCAGGGAGAGGCACAGGGCAGGGUGAACGCUGGGAGCUAGCAUGAAAAGCUAAGUGUUUAUGCCGCUGUGUUAUUUUACUUUCAUUUGCUAAGUUUAUAUCUGGAUCUAAUGUUCUGAUGAAGCAAGUAGCAUCAUGCUGCGGGAAGUGAAGAUUCUGAAUUUUAAGAUCUCUGCUGAAGAUGAAGUCCACUCCAAAUACCUACAGCACUCCCCCGCUGGGCUCCUGGCGGCUUACUCACCCGGGUCCUGCGCAGCUGGAGGCCCAGCUCCAGCAGACUCCCGACCGGAGCAGAGCUAUACCGCGCGAGAGCUAGGGCGCACAGUCACAGGUUUCUCCAGUGCAUUGUGAACAAGUAACUUUUUAGGGGUACUCCUUAAUAUGUCUGCAUCUUUUAGUAUAUAAAAUAGAUAAUGAUCUGGGAGCUGUUGUGCACUAUUACCCGAACACUAGUUAGAUCAUUUGAGAUAGUACAAUUAUUAUACCUGAUACCUUUUCUUCUCUUCCACAUAACUCUAAUGAGUAUUCAAGGUACAUUCACCUUUUAAGAAGUUGUGAUUUAACUCGCAGAAGUAUAUUUUACUAGGAAAAUACUGAGGUGUCCUUUCUUACUUACCUAGAGUGCCUCUGUUCAAAGAGCCUUAAAAAUUCAUCAGCUCUCUUCUUCUGCUCUGAGAAAGCUGAGGUUUUCUUGAACUCACAGAGAGGAAAUGUUAAAGGAAUCUGCAUCACUCCAACCUGCUAGUUUUCGGGUUAAUGUGGCACCUGAGUGGAGGAAUGCUUUUCUGUGUUUGUUUAUUGGCAACAUUCGUAAUAUUUUCUUCACGAUGCCAGCAAACGUUUUAACUGCAUUUAUCAUUUUUUAAGAUCUUCAUUAUUAAAGAGUCAGUAUUUCUUUUCUACUCCUUAAAUUUCACAGUGGAUAAUUUUGGAAACCACAUUACUUCAUCUGAUUUUUCAUCGCCCUCUUUCUCCUGGUAGAAAGUAUCCCCAGCGGGGUGAUCUUUCAUAUUUAAGCUUGUUUAUUUCUUCUGGUUUGCAAGAGAUUGAGAAAAAGACAGAAUUCACCUGAAAGCUUCCAUUUCCAGUUCUGAAAUGCAUUCAGGGUUCUGAGUAAUACUGCUUUUUUCAAACUGAAAGUAACACAUGGGAGAAGCCAGUAGUCUCGCUGCAACUUGGACCCUUCACCAUUCCAGCAUAUUCAUUCCUGUAUUGAAGGUUUGGUAACAAUUCCUUUUUGUUUUUAAUAACAAAUUAGCCUGUUACCUCUAUUGUAAUCAGAUCUCAAAACACUAGAUUUUUAAAUCAGUAGUGCUGUCAAAGCUGUGUAUAAAAAGCCUUUCCUACGUUAUGUGCGUGCCCACAGGCAGCUCUGUUUUCCCCAUAACAUUUCAUCAUCCCUGCAGCUGUUUUCAUAAUUGUCACACCAAGUCACAUGAUCGUUCAAAUAAAAUCUAAAGUCUGUUUCCCUAAGAGGCAGGUCUUUGUGUAGAAAUACGAUUCUAAAGUUUUGGAAAGCAAAACUGUUAGACUGUUUGAACAAAUAUUUAUAAAUUAAAACGGCAUCAAAAUAGAGAAAAGAAACUAAAACUUUUUUGGAAAAUUGCAUAAUCAUCACAAGGCACAUUUUUAGCUUUUUAUGAAAGCUUUUUGAAGGGCUUCAAAAUAGUCAGCACCCCAGUGUCUGUGUUCACUGUAUUUCUCAUGACCGAUGACGAAGAAAAGUGUGUUUUCUGUGGUUGUCUUUAGAAAGUAAGAACUAUUUUAAUAAAAAAGUGA